Pseudocercospora fijiensis CIRAD86 is the source of this 2036-nucleotide messenger RNA. RefSeq lists its product as uncharacterized. Gene Ontology annotation, biological process: triglyceride biosynthetic process. Gene Ontology annotation, cellular component: endoplasmic reticulum membrane. The coding region runs from base 199 to 1842 and encodes 547 amino acids. The record is from RefSeq and is a predicted model, not a curated record. The transcript has a single exon. NCBI's taxonomy places the organism in Eukaryota, Fungi, Ascomycota, Dothideomycetes, Mycosphaerellales, Mycosphaerellaceae. Gene Ontology annotation, molecular function: diacylglycerol O-acyltransferase activity.
AAUGACUUCGUUAUCAAUAUCCUCCCGUUCUAUGAAUCUUGCAAAUGUUGCAGCAACCCUGAAUGUCAGGAGAGACCGCGGAUCCCAUCGAGACUUCCGGCAUUCCUGACAUUUCCAGGAGGUGACGACUCGCCAGCUUGGCGAGAUUGAAGAGCUUGUGUGAACCUGCGACGGGGAGUGCUCGCUACACAAAAAUCCAUGAUGGCUUCGCAAACGAUGGCGACUUCGACUUCGGUGCAAUUUGAUGACGACGUGGGAAGGGAGAGUCCCAGCCGACAACUCAAUGGCAGCCUUCGUCGACAGCAAGCCAGGCCCGACCUUCGCAACGCCGAUGCCAAUGCACACGCAACACCACCUAACGGCCAUUUAUCAUCUUCUCAAGAAGUGCGACAUAUCACAGAAGAUCGCCCAGUCGACGUCCGAGCAUCGAAGGAAUAUAAACACACCUUCGCUGUACACGCUCAAGCCCGGCCAAGCCUGUUCAGCCAAGAUGCCACGACCUCUCCCUCCUCGCUCGGAUUUAGGAACUUGAUGGGACUGGUCAUUGCUAUUUCGAAUGUGCGGCUUAUGAUGGACAAUUUUAGAAAGUAUGGAAUACUUGUGACACUUUCGGGCGCCAAAGUCCGGGAAGGGGAUUGGAUGUGGUUUUGGAUACUGUACGCCCUCACGCCGUGUCAUUUAUGGCUCGCAUUCGGGAUUGAGCAGGCGGCAGCACGAUUCGCGAAGAAUAUUACUGCACAAAUCAAGAGAGAGGGCGAAGACCAGAGGGAGCGCAUCCUCGCGGAUGACAGGCAAACAUACAGGAUCUGGUUCUCGACCUGGCGAGUAAUCGCCAUCAGUCACGCACUCAAUGCUACAUUCAUGCUGCUGUUUGCAAGCUAUAUCACAUACUUCCACAUCCACAAUCCUGGACUAGGCACGAUCACAGAGCUGCAUGCUGUCGUGGUCUGGCUUAAGGCGUGCAGCUAUGCUCUUACGAACCGCGACCUCCGAGAGGCAUACCUUCAUUCCGACCCGAAUGCAUCUCUACCGGCGCUAUACAGAAGCUGUCCGUAUCCGAGCAACAUCAACUUCAAAAAUUUGUCCUAUUUCUGGUGGGCGCCCACUCUUGUGUAUCAGCCGGUAUAUCCACGAACGACCAAGAGAAGGUGGGACUUUGUUGCAAAGCGUGCGGCCGAGUUCUUCUUCCUCUGCGUUGUUAUCUGGAUCACAUGCGCUCAGUAUGCAGUCCCUUUGCUGCACAACUCUGUAGAUGACAUCUCGAAGCUGCGCGGCUUCAACAUUCUGGAAAGAGUCAUGAAGCUGAGCACGAUCAGUCUGGUAUGCUGGCUCGCAGGAUUCUUCGCACUAUUCCAGUCCUUCCUGAACCUGCUGGCUGAGAUUACCAGAUUCGGCGAUCGUGAGUUCUACGGGGAUUGGUGGAAUGUGUCAGACAUUCGAUCAUACUGGACUUCUUGGAACAAGCCAGUCACGCACUUCAUGAAACGACACGUCUACGCACCAAUGGUCAAUCGAGGAGUACCAUCUCCAGUCGCGCAAAUCCUCACCUUCUUGUUCUCCGGUGUCCUCCACGAAAUGCUGGUCGGCGUACCUACCCAUAAUAUCCUUUGGGUAGCGUUCUUCGGCAUGGUGGGCCAGAUCCCAUUGAUUUUCUUGACGGACAUGAUCAAGAGAGUCUUUGGCAAGGGGCGGAAUGCGAAGCUGGCCGGGAAUCUGAUAUUCUGGCUCACCUUCUGUAUCUUUGGGCAACCGCUUGCUGCUUUGAUGUAUUUCUUUGCUUGGCAGGCGAAGUAUGGGGAUGCUGCGACGAGACCUGAGUGGCCUGAGAUCAAGUUGAGGUAGUACCUUGAUCGCAGAGUCAUUAUCAUGGGCAAUGGUGUUAUGUUUGUUCGCGCUUGAGUGGGUUGGGUUGGGUAUGCUGGUUGACGUCUUUCGAGCGGUAGAUGUGGAAUUUUGGAAGCAUGAAUGAGCUAUGAUCAAUGUGAUACUGUAUGUCUACCUAGCACACGAAACUGAUGCUGGAUGUCGUUUCCUUG